Molecule: messenger RNA, 4722 nt
Organism: Lentinula edodes (shiitake mushroom)
Lineage: Eukaryota; Fungi; Basidiomycota; Agaricomycetes; Agaricales; Omphalotaceae
Product: metal resistance protein YCF1
Exons: 28
Coding region: 101-4546 (1481 amino acids)
Biological process (GO): transmembrane transport
Cellular component (GO): membrane
Molecular function (GO): ATP binding; ATP hydrolysis activity; ABC-type transporter activity
Source: RefSeq, a predicted model, not a curated record
UCUGCUCAACGACGAGGAGCAUCUUCCUGUUGAGCUCUGGUCUUCUCCAUCGGCUCUCAGGUGCGACUUCAUUGUUAAACCCCAAAGCUACAACCUUGCCAUGGCCGCUUGUAAUGAUCUAGAAGGUUGGAGUGCGGUUUCUCAGCUCCGAGGCUUUGACACUACGCCCUGUUUUGAGGAAGGAAUAUUGUUAUCUUCCUUAUACGCUAUCAUAUUUCUUGUAGGCGUCGUUAGAACUUUAUCAGCAUGUCUUUCACCACCGAUGAACCGAACGUCAAAAAGUCGAUGGUUAUUGCGAGGAAAAAUUUUUCUCCUGGUCUUAGCAUUUUUCACCAGCCUCGCAAACUUGACUAUAAUCUUGUUCCUCCAUAAAUCUGUUCCCCUCCUCCAAUCGUACAUCCUGGAGCCCAUUUCUAUCCUUGGCAUCAUAUUCCUGACAUACUACAACCACACUCGUGCAAGGAAUUCCUCCACCGCUCUUUUGAUUUACUGGCCCAUUUACACAAUUAUUGUGCUAAUAUGGGUCAGAACCACUGUAACCAAAGAUUUCCAUCUCUUUCGCCUCCCAGUCGCCCUCAAAUGCGCUGUAUGUGUCUUGGGUCUUUUGUCGUUUGCGCUCGAAUGUAUCGGGCCCGAAUUUGACCAAAAGUCCGACUUACACGAGAGCCCUAUACUAACGGCCAAUAUAUUUGGUAAUUGGGCGUUCUCCUGGAUGACACCACUUAUGCGCAAAGGAGCAUCGCAGUAUAUUUCCGAAGCAGAUCUUCCCAACGUGCAACCGCAAGAUGAAUGUGACAAACUUGGUCAGCGUUUGAAGGAUGCUCUUAAGAAGCAUUCUCUUUGGAAAUCUCUUUUCAUCGCUUAUGGAAAACCCUACGCAUUCGCUGCUCUACUCAAACUCUUAUCCGAUUGUCUUUCAUUCUCCCAACCCCAGCUCCUUAGGAUGCUACUCGCAUAUAUAUCGUUGUACCAAAGUGCAAGAUUCGGACCGUGGAGCGUCGAUGUUGCGAAGCCUGAUCCCUUAGAAGGAUUCAUGUAUGCUGGUCUGAUGUUCGUCGUAUCUACUAGUCAAACGGUGGUCCUCAACCAGUAUUUCCAACGCGCGUUUGAAGUUGGGAUGCGCAUCCGAUCCGGUCUGGUAGAUGUUUUAUAUCAAAAGGCAUUGGUUCUAUCAAACGACGAACUCGAUCGUUCUUCUGGUGAUCUGGUGAAUUUGAUGUCUGUCGACGCGACUCGACUCCAGGAUUUUUGUCAGUUCGGUUUGAUUUCGAUUUCUGGACCGUUCCAAAUUACCCUGGCGUUCGUAUCUCUGUAUAAUCUUCUUGGAUGGCCUGCUUUUGUUGGUGUUGCGAUUAUGGUGUUUUCUGUCCCACUUAACACUUUCAUCGCGCGUAUUUUGAAGCGUAUGCAGCAAGAGCAGAUGAAAAAUAGAGAUAAACGUACACGAUUGAUGAGCGAGCUACUGGCGAAUAUCAAGAGUAUCAAGCUAUACGGAUGGGAGUUUGCCUUCGUCAGAAAGAUUCUCCAGGUUCGGAACGAGCAAGAACUCGUCAUGCUAAAGAAAUUGGGUAUCGUGACUUCUCUUAAUCAAAUGUUAUGGGGUGGUAUCCCUCUCUUGGUCGCUUUCAGUUCGUUUGCGGUAGCAGCUACUGUAUCUUCCAAGCCUCUUACCUCGGAUGUCAUCUUCCCUUCAAUAUCUCUGUUCAUGCUUUUGCAAUUCCCACUUGCUAUGUUCAGUCAAGUUACCUCGAAUGUGAUCGAAUCCGUCGUUUCUAUUCAGCGUCUAUCAGACUAUUUGGGUGCAUCCGAGCUACAGCCUGAUGCUCGCAAAUUUAUCGAGAUGCUCCACGUCGAAAAUGGUCAAGAGGUUUUAUCCAUCAAAAAUGCCGACUUUUCUUGGUCGAAAACAGCAGCACAACCCACACUAGAGGCAAUUAAUCUCAGUGUCCGCAAAGGAGAGUUGCUCGGGGUGUUUGGCAAGGUCGGAUGUGGCAAAACUAGUCUACUUUGUGCUAUAAUUGGUGACAUGACUCGACGGGAAGGUGAAGUGACGGUCAAAGGAAGUAUCGCUUAUGCUCCUCAAAAUCCCUGGAUUCUUUCUGCCACCGUUCGUGAAAAUAUCCUGUUUUCGCAUGAAUACGACGAAACAUUCUAUAACAUGGUCGUCGAAGCUUGUGCUCUCACCCCCGAUUUUGCGCUAUUGCCUCAAGGAGAUGCUACAGAAGUGGGAGAGAAGGGAAUUACGCUGAGUGGUGGUCAGCGUGCACGCAUCGCACUUGCCAGAGCUGUAUACGCACGAGCGGAUCUAGUUCUUCUUGAUGAUUGCCUUGCCGCGGUUGAUAGCCAUGUCGCCCGUCAUAUCUUCACCCAAGUAAUUGGUCCCCAAGGUAUACUUGCAAGUAAAGCUCGUAUCUUGGUGACGAAUAGCAUCGCUUUUGUAAAACAAUUCGAUCAAUUGGUUUACCUGAGACGUGGAAUAAUCCUAGAAUCCGGAGAUUAUACCUCAUUGAUGUCGAAUGAAGGAGAAGUCUCACGGUUAAUUCGCAACCAUGGCUCUACGAGUAGUUCUGGUACUUCAACGCCUUAUCUUAUUGGAGACGCCAGCGGUAGUGUCACUCCUGUCGAAGAAAACAACUCUACCGUUACUGACGAAAAAUCCUCUGUCAUCCUCUCUGAGAAACUUCGACGCCAAACAAGCUUCUCCAAACCCAAACUUGCCGCUCUUCCCCCCACUCGCGACUCUGUCUCUGCAGGCUUAUCUCAGGAGCACAAAGAGCAAGGCCAAGUCAAGGUCACUGUAUACAUGAAAUACAUUCAAGCUGCUUCCAAAACUGCCUUUGGGCUAUUCAUGCUUGCGACAGUGGCAGGACAGGCAGUCUCAGUUUUGGGCAACUUCGCGUUAAGAGCGUGGGGCGAGCACAACAGAGAGACUGGUAGCAAUAAUGGAAUGUUCAAGUACAUACUCGCCUAUGGGUUGUUUUCUCUCGGUCAGGUUUUGUUGACGGCUGCUGCUGCGAUUCUGGUGUGGGUCUUCUGCUCGAUCCGAAGUGCAAAACAACUGCAUGACAAUAUGUUGGAUGGACUUAUCCGUGCACCCUUGAGCUUUUUCGAGCUUACACCUACCGGACGAAUUUUGAACCUAUUUUCUCGAGAUAUUUAUGUCGUCGAUGGGAUUCUCGCUCGUGUCAUAUCCAUGGCCUUCAGGAUGUUCGUCACUACCUUUUCUAUCGUUAUAGUAAUAGGAUCAAGCUUUCCGCUGUUCCUGUUGGCGGUCGUACCUUUGGGAUGGUUCUACCUAACAGUAAUGAAAUACUAUCUUGCUACUUCCCGUGAGCUCAAGCGACUUGACGCCGUCUCACGCUCUCCCAUCUUUGCCUGGUUUAGCGAGUCCCUUUCCGGGCUUAGCACAAUCCGUGCCUUCAACCAGCAGUCAAUCUUCAUCGCCAACAACCAGCGUCGUGUUGACCGCAAUCAAAUUUGCUAUAUCUCGAGUGUAAGCGUGAAUCGGUGGUUGUCGAUCAGAUUGGAGUUUGUAGGGGCUAUGAUUAUAUGGAUUGUGGCGACAUUAGCCUGUGUGGCGUUGGUCACGACAGGAGUAGAUGCUGGACUGGUGGGCUUGGUAUUGGCGUAUGCGCUAAACGCGACCUCGAGUUUGAACUGGCUGGUCAGAACUGCCAGUGAGGUCGAACAGAACAUAGUCAGCGUCGAGCGUAUUCUACAUCAAACUGAAGUUCAAUCAGAGGCUCCUCUCGAACAUGCGGACCAGACCGUGCCACAACCCUGGCCUACCUCAGGUUCAGUGGAGUUCAGACAAUACUCUACAAGAUAUAGACCGGAGUUGGAUCUGGUGUUAAAGAAAAUCAAUCUUACUAUUCAACCAAGUGAGAAGAUCGGGGUUGUUGGUCGCACUGGAGCAGGAAAAUCUUCUCUCCUGUUGGCGCUGUUUCGAAUCAUUGAACCAGUGGAAGGAACAAUUUUUAUUGACGGGGUGGACAUCACUAAGAUUGGGUUGCAUGAUCUCCGCUCAUCCAUAUCCAUCGUACCUCAGACUCCAGACCUCUUCGAAGGUACUCUACGAGAAAACAUUGACCCUGUCGGGGAAUACAGUGAUAUGGACAUAUGGAACGCAUUGGCUCAGGCGCAUUUGAAGGAAUUCGUCGAAUCUUUGCCCGAGGGCCGAGGACUAGACGAACCAGUGAGAGAAGGAGGCUCAAGUUUAUCUAGCGGUCAAAGACAACUUCUAUGCUUCGCAAGGGCCUUAUUAAGGAAGUCCAAAGUGUUGGUCCUAGACGAAGCGACCUCCGCCGUCGACCUCGACACCGACAAAGCAAUCCAAGACAUUAUUCGUGGACCUGCGUUCAAGGAGGUCACCAUUUUAACUAUUGCACAUCGACUGAACACAAUCAUUGACUCGGAUCGUGUGUUGGUUAUGAGUGCUGGAGAGGUUGCUGAAUUUGAUGCACCUGAAAAACUAUUAGAGAAUAAGGACUCAAUAUUCUACUCACUCGCUGCUGAUGCUGGAUUGGCUCCCGUUGCCAAAGUUUGAAGGCCGAGUCUCAUGUAAAAACACUGACUGAGUCGAAGUAGUCUUCGAUAUGGAAAAAUCUACUCUCAUGUAAAAAGUACAUAGGCGUCACUCUUCUUCAAAAGGCAGUUUUAAGUAGUUUAGAAUACAAAACUUGUACGGUUCGUAACAAUUUAGAUGACCAUAGAAAGUUGAAG